AACGCCCUUGUUAUAUCCCCCUCCCGCCUGUGGUUAAAGUGCGAAUCAGCGAAUGUCGCGCGUUCGUCCGUCGUCGAACGAUUGUCGUUGCGUCGUCGUGUCGUCGUCAUCAUCAUCGUCGUCGUCGUCGUCGUCGUCGUGGUCGUCGUUAGGUGAUCGAUGACCGUAAAACGCGUUUAGUCGCCGCCGCUGCCGUUACCGCGCUCUCUCUUUCUCUUAUCUAGCGUCUCCGACGAAAGCAGCCUUCUAUACCAGUGCGUAUAAAGGUUGCUUCUGCACGAGGUGAACGAUCCGCUACAUCACGCUGCGCAUCUUCUAUCGUUCUCUUCUUCGAGAGAUCCCAUAACCUAACCUAUUCACCUGCACCCAUCGCUCGCUCUUUCCAACUUUGUGUACAUAUCUCCCUCUCUUUCUCUCUCUCUCUUUCUCUUCCUUUCUGUGUCUCUUUUGCACGCGCGAGAUCACGAUGACGAAGCUGUUCUACGUUUUGUUCAUCACCCUGGCCUGCAUCAGUGGCAUUUUCGGAAACAAAUCCAAAUGUAUGAUUCAACCUGUUGAAGAUAUACCAAAGGCAUGGAAAGACAUGGCUGGUCCCUGCAUAAGACUCAUGAAGUUACAAGUUACAACCGAGAUGAAAGCAGCCAUGACAUAUCUUGCAAUGGGUGCCCACUUUGCACGUGAUACUAUAAAUCGACCAGGAUUUAGCAAGUUCUUUUUCGAAAGCGCAAGCGAAGAGAGACAGCACGCGAUAAAGAUCAUCGAAUAUUUGCUAAUGCGUGGACAACUUACAAAAGAACUUAGCAAACUUCUCACGUAUCCCUUGGUCAACAAGACGAAUUCGACACAUUCAGAUACGAUGUCUGGAGAAGCUGCUCUCAAGGAAGCUUUGAAAUUGGAGACUCAAGUUACGCAGAGUAUUCGCGAGAUAAUCAUAACUUGCGAAACUCCAAAAGGAAUCAAUUUCAACGAUUACCAUUUGGUGGACUACCUCACUAGCGAUUUUUUGGAUGAACAAUAUAAAGGGCAACGCGAUCUCGCCGGCAAAAUCUCAACAUUGGGUAAAAUGAUGAAAUCGCAUGGACCUUUGGGAGAAUUCUUAUUCGAUAAGAAAUUGUUGCAUGGUGAGGUCUAGAUGUUUCAUCUCGGCUCGAGAAAUUUUCUUUUCUAUAAAUACAUGUUUAUAAAAUUAUGAUGGCCAUAUUUAGAAUACAUUGUAUAAUUGAGAUUAUAAAAUUAUUAGAUCGCGCAUCUUUGUCUAUAUUGUACUGUAAAACAUGAAAUGUAAUAGUUUCUGUUCCCCAAAUAUAUAUUUCUAAAUGUGGCCUGUAAUAUCAUAGGAAUAUGUAAAGCGUAAUGUUUCCAAUGUUUGUUAUCCAUAUAAUAACUAUUAUCCUUGAUCAAAUAAAUAAAUAAACAUUAUUUUGAGAUGCUGCA
Messenger RNA from Solenopsis invicta (red fire ant), 1434 nucleotides. RefSeq names its product ferritin subunit (gene Fer1HCH). The record is from RefSeq and is a predicted model, not a curated record. The transcript has 5 exons. Gene Ontology annotation, biological process: intracellular iron ion homeostasis; iron ion transport. Gene Ontology annotation, cellular component: cytoplasm. Gene Ontology annotation, molecular function: ferrous iron binding; ferric iron binding. The coding region runs from base 467 to 1132 and encodes 221 amino acids. NCBI's taxonomy places the organism in Eukaryota, Metazoa, Arthropoda, Insecta, Hymenoptera, Formicidae.